AUGAACAACAUCGGCCCAAAGCAGCUUUACACACAGGAUGGGCCACUCGUCAAGAGGCAGGUGCCCUUCAAGAAGCCACCACCACCAGCUACGCCUAGACAAGUUUUCGAGCUGAUCCAGAGGCUCAUGCAAUUGGAAACUUCUAAUAAGGGGCGUCUUACCAAAGAAGACGUCAAGCCCAACCAAAAGGAGUUUCUCAAGGACAUGGUGUCCCGGCUCAUCCUAUGGAGAGGCUCCUACCCUGGACAGCCCUAUGAUGUGGACAACUGGUGCUUCGAACAUAUGACCAGCCAGACCAUUUAUCCUGCCUGGGGUACCUUCAGUACGAGCAUGCAGUUUCGGUUGAACAAGGCGUUCACAUGGGUUACUUUUGCAACAGAAGAUGAUCCCUGGCAUGGUUUCAACGGUGUCGAGAUUGCCGUGGACAGGAACAAAAUUCCCAGCACCUGGUAUAAGAGGACCCAGGAGAACUUGGACUAUCUCAAGAAUGCUUGGAGAUAUGCAGCCGAGCAGAAAGCACUGCCGGACUUCAAAGUCAAGUCGGAUCCGCUUGCGGACGAGUUGUUUCCUCCGAAUGGGAUUGUUAAUCCAGAGCCGUCGAAGAUCCAGCCCAGUGUCUUUCAAUACAAGUCGCAGACUAGUUCUGGUUCAGUCGGUGACGAUGGUGAUCCGUCCGCCAACAAGCCAUGGGAAUCCAAGAAGCCAUUUGCCUACAAGUAA
Molecule: messenger RNA, 720 nt
Organism: Phialemonium atrogriseum
Lineage: Eukaryota; Fungi; Ascomycota; Sordariomycetes; Cephalothecales; Cephalothecaceae
Exons: 4
Coding region: 1-720 (239 amino acids)
Source: RefSeq, a predicted model, not a curated record